This is a messenger RNA of Perca fluviatilis (European perch), 1110 nucleotides long. RefSeq names its product transforming growth factor, alpha (gene tgfa). The record is from RefSeq and is a predicted model, not a curated record. Bases 298 to 1110 code for a protein of 270 amino acids. Gene Ontology annotation, biological process: positive regulation of mitotic nuclear division; epidermal growth factor receptor signaling pathway; positive regulation of cell population proliferation. Lineage: Eukaryota; Metazoa; Chordata; Actinopteri; Perciformes; Percidae. The transcript is spliced from 6 exons.
CCUCUGACAGGAUUACACGAGUUUCCUCAAUUGAACACAGCGAAGUUAGACGCUUGGACAUCCUGCUGCAGACUCUCGUGCUUUUGGCUGAAAAGAAGAAACUCGACCACAGUUACUUUUCUACCCCAGUCGAUCAAAUGUGACAGGUCUGCGCUGUGAUCACAGGAUUACGUGUUUUCUGUGCUGUUGGUCGCUGCUGCUGCUGCUGCAACACUAAAGACUAAUGUGUGCACACGCCCGCACUUCAGAGAAGCUGCCCGUGAACUCAGCCUACUUUAGUUUAGACCACAAGUCGUCAUGAUGACUCGGAUUUUCUGGGAUACAAUUUUUCUCAUCAGCGGUUCCCUCUUUACGAUUGGAGCAGGACCGAGCAAUUUGACAAUUAUUGAAGCCAGCGUAUCCAACGACACAAACUUCACUGCUGCUCCGAUCGCCUCAACAAGCAGCUCUGCAACAAUCAGCAGCAGAAGCACAACUACCACAACUAUUGCACCUACUACAGCAACAAACAUCCCUCCAGUUAAAAGUUCCCUCUUUACAUUUGGAGCAGAACCGAGCAAUUCGACAAUUAUUGAAGCCAGCAUUUCCAUCGCUACAAACUUCACCGUUGCUCCAAACACCUCAACAAGCAGCUCUGCAGCAACCAGCAGCAGAAGCAAAACUACCACAACUAUUGUACCUACUACAGCAAUUAACAUCCCUCCAGUUAAAAAGUUUGUGGCAGCGGCUGUUCGGUCUCAUUUUGAUGACUGUCCAGACUCCCACCGCCAUUUCUGCUUCCACGGCACAUGCCGCUUCCUGAUCUUAGAAGAGACGCCUGCGUGUGUGUGUCAUCCAGGCUUCAUUGGGAUGCGGUGUGAGCAUGCAGACCUGCUUGCUGUAGUGGCAACUAAUCACAGACAACAGACCGUCGCCACAGUGCUGGUGUUGUGUGUGAUUGGGUGUGUUCUCAUCAUGUUGUUGUGUACGCUUUUACAUUGCUGGUGGAGGCAGGACUGUCGCAGGCGGAGCCACGCACAUCACUAUGUCCCAGAGAAGCACGGAGCAUCCUGCCAUCCUUCUGAGAGUGGUACUUUAUUUAUGUUUUACACAGUAAGGUAUAAAGGCUAG